UGUUUUGCUUAAGCUUUUCUAAGUGGGUCUCGUGGAAUGUUGUGUGUGAAUGUGAUAUGAAGCUUUGAGAAAACAGUUAUGGGGGGUGUCAAAAUAGAGUCUUUUUCUAUGAGUGCUUGGUGAGUGGAUGUAAUCUGGUAAAGGGGGCAAUGAAAAUGGGUGCUACUAACUCGAGAGCUGAAAAGAAUGAAGCUUUGAGUCUGUGCAGGGAACGGAAGAGGUUCAUCAAGGUGGCUAUUGACUCCAGAUACGCUCUUGCUGCUGCACAUGUUUCUUACAUUCAAUCUCUUCGAAAUGUUGGCAUUGCUCUCCGCAGGUAUGCUGAAGCUGAGGUGCUGAUAGAAUCAUCUCUGUCAAUUUCUGACAAAACCCCUUCUCAGACUAGUUACCCUUCUCCAUCAUCACCUUCACAUGUUGCUGAGGUUGAGGUUUCAGAGUCACCCUUACACAAUGAGAGUCCUCAUUCUCCAACCGUGGCUACUCUUAGUUACAUGAGAUCAAGCGGUAGUGCUUCUGUCACAGUAAGGAUUAAUGCUUGUGGUAACACCAACUAUUUGGAUGAUGAAUCCUUGGCUGUUCAAAUGCCUCCACCUCCACCUCCACCUCCUCCUCCUGAGUCAGGUGCAUCCUGGGAUUUCUUUGACCUUGGGGAGGAUAGUGAGAGUUUCAGGUUUCUAGGGCAUUGUAGUGAGUCCAGAGAGUGCAGAGGUGAAGAAAAAGCUGAUCAAUGGUUACAUGUUGGUUCAGAUGGACUUGACAUGAUGCAACCCAACUUGGGUGAGAAGUUUGAUAGAAACUUCAGUUGUGCUGCAAUGAGAAAUGAGUGUGGCAAUUCUUAUGCACAUUGCCUUGAUCAUUCCACUGUUUCAAGAGGAGUUGAAGGUUGCAAACAAAUGGUUGAUGGAGAAGUGAAACAGCUAGAGCUGCCAAGUGCUGCAGGGGACAUAAACCAAGAUGUAGCAGACAAGGGUGCUGGUGGGAGAUCCAGUUCAAAGAGGGAGAAGAAUAUAGUGGGAAAAAAUGUGUGCACAGAAAGAGAGGAUCCUUCAGAGUUCAUCACCCACAGAGCUAAAGAUUUUCUCUCUAGCAUAAAGGAUAUCGAGCAUCGGUUUGUUCGAGCUUCUGAAUCUGGUAGGGAGGUCUCGAGGCUUUUAGAAGCAAACAAAAUCAAAGUGGGAUAUUCAGAGGCAAAAGGGAAGUCAUCUGCAAUGGCAUUGGUCACGACUUUCCAGACUGUUUGUUGUAGUAGAAAGGCUUCACCUGUUUUCCAGGAACCAGCCCAAAAAAUUAUUAGUUGGAAAAGGACAGCAUCUUCUCGAUCAUCUUCAUCUAGGAACCCUUUGACUGCAAAAUCAAAGGAAGAUGUUGAUGAUAGUGGAAGUGACUUUGUUGAAGAAUUCGGCAUGAUUGCUGGAAGCCAUUCAUCCACCCUGGACAGAUUGUAUGCAUGGGAACGAAAACUCUAUGAUGAAGUAAAGGGUAGUGAAUCCAUCAGGAAGGACUAUGAUCGAAACUGUCAUAAGCUGAGGCAUCAAUUUGCAAAAGAUCAAGGCACUCGUGUGAUUGACAAGACCCGGUCAGUCGUGAAGGAUCUGCAUUCUCGGAUAAGAGUGGCGAUUUAUUCUGUUGAUUCAAUAUCUAAACGAAUUGAGAGAAUGAGGGAUGAGGAGUUAUACCCCCAGCUUUCGGAGCUAAUGGAGGGAUUGAACAGGAUGUGGAAGGCUAUGCUUGAAUGUCAUCAUGCACAGUACAUCACCAUCUCCUUGGCAUAUCAUUCAAGGAGCUCAACAGGAACAUUGCAAGGUGAUGGGCGCAGAGAGAUAAUGAAUCAGCUUCUUGAAGAAAUUGAGUUCUUUGGUCUUAGUUUUGCUAACUGGAUUAACAGCCACACCUCAUAUGUGGAAGCUCUCAAUGCAUGGCUGCAAAACUGCAUACUGCAACCAAGAGAGCGUUCCAAAAGCAGAAGACCGUUCUCCCCUCGCCGAGUUCUGGCGCCACCUAUAUUUGUUCUUUGUCGUGAUUGGUGUGCUGGGAUCAAGUCUUUACCCUCUGAGGAACUAAGUCAUGCUAUCAAGAACUUUUUGUCAGAUCUUCACUGUCUGAUGGAGGAACAAAAUGAGCAACUUCUCAAGAAACAGAAUUCUGCUAAUGCAAGCCCUGCAGAAUCCGAGAGCAAAACUAACGAAGACGAGUCUGCAAAUUUGAGCUGCAUACAUGCAAGUUUAACAAAGGUUCUUGAUCGACUGACCAAAUUUUCUGAGGCAUCAUUGAAGAUGUAUGAAGAUAUCAGGCAAAAAAGUGAAGCAGCUCGUAAUGCAUAUCAUAAUUGCAGAACUAUCAGGGCUGAAAAAUUUUAACUCUUUAAGUACAAGCUUCUGCCUGUGCUUGCAUGAGAUUAAUACAUGAAUGA
Abrus precatorius (Indian licorice) is the source of this 2410-nucleotide messenger RNA. RefSeq names its product nitrate regulatory gene2 protein-like. The transcript has 5 exons. Bases 150 to 2357 code for a protein of 735 amino acids. The record is from RefSeq and is a predicted model, not a curated record. NCBI's taxonomy places the organism in Eukaryota, Viridiplantae, Streptophyta, Magnoliopsida, Fabales, Fabaceae.